Rhineura floridana is the source of this 5148-nucleotide messenger RNA. RefSeq names its product KIT ligand (gene KITLG). Gene Ontology annotation, cellular component: plasma membrane. Gene Ontology annotation, biological process: positive regulation of cell population proliferation; cell adhesion. The record is from RefSeq and is a predicted model, not a curated record. Gene Ontology annotation, molecular function: stem cell factor receptor binding; cytokine activity. The coding region runs from base 238 to 1089 and encodes 283 amino acids. NCBI's taxonomy places the organism in Eukaryota, Metazoa, Chordata, Lepidosauria, Squamata, Rhineuridae. The transcript has 10 exons.
GCCUCUGCUUCACGUGAGAGCGCCCGGGCCGUGCAGAGCCGAGCAGCGCCUCCUACGUGCCUGGGGCGACGCGCGAGCAAGAGGAGGCGAGCGAGCGGACGAGCCGCGCUGCCACCGAAGGCGCCGGGCAAGCCCAAUGCGUGGACUAGCUGCCUUUGCAACAUGCUGGAGCUACAGAUCCGCUAAAGGGAGUUUGCACGCCGCUGCUGGGGCUGGAUUGCAGCGCUCUCUUUCCUUAUGAAGAAGGCACAAACUUGGAUUAUCACUUGCUUUUAUCUUCAACUGCUCCUCCUUAAACCUCUUAUCAAGGCCCAGAGUCCCUGCGGGAAUCCUGUGACAGAUGAUGUGAAUGACAUUCAAAAACUGGUUGGAAAUCUUCCAAAAGAUUAUAUGAUAACCCUUAAAUAUGUCCGGAAGAUGGACACUCUGCCUAAUCAUUGUUGGUUGCAUUUGAUGGUUCCUGAAUUGUCAAAUAGUCUGAAUACUCUUCUCCACAAAUUUACAGAGUUUUCAGAUAUGUCAGAUGUCUUAAGUAAUUAUUCAAUCAUCAGUAAUCUCACAAGGAUCAUCAGUGAUAUAAUGGCAUGCCUAUCUUCUCAUAAAUAUAAGAACUUUAGAACAUACAAUGACCAUCUUUAUGAAGAAGGUAAAUUCUUUCCAAAAGAGUUCUUUAAGCACUUUUAUAACACUAUUGAUGGCUACAAAAUCUUUGCAGAAACACCAGUACAGAGUGACUGUGUUGUGCUUUUAGCAACAGACCCCCCACAAAAUGAUUCCAGCAUCAGUGUCACAAAGCCAUUUUUGUUAAAUCCUGUGGCUGCCAGUUCUCUUAGGAAUGACAGCAGUGGUGAUAACAGCCGCCCUGCAGAGUUGGGCUUCCUCAGCAGCCCCAGCAUGCAUGGAAUCAGCAUAGCACUAACAUCGCUGGUGACUCUUUUUAUUGGCUUUAUUUUGGGAGCUCUGUGCUGGAAGAAAACAACCCGCAAACACAUACCAGAAAGUUACCAGGCUACAGAAUCUAACAUCUGCCAAGAGGAUAAUGAAAUAAGUAUGCUGCAGCAAAAAGAGAAGAUGCUUCUACAGGUGUAGCGGUUGCUUUUUUAAUAUACACUGUUACUGUUUCACAUCUGGGCAGCUAACAGUUCCAUGUUUGCUUCAUAAAUGAAGCAGCUUUAAGCAUAUUUGUAUUCCUUCUGGAGUGACAGACUGAGUCUGCAUCUGUUGUUGUUGCCCGUGACUCCAUACUGAGAAUACAGAGCUGUGGACAAAGAGUGUGCUACUGUGAAACCAGCGUUGAAUUAUACAUCAUCAAAGAAGAAUCAACACUGAAAUGGACUGUAUUUUUAUAUUCAGACCAAUGUGUUUCUUUGCAUCUUCAAAUUUGCAGUGGAUUUUGGCAAACGCAUGAACAAAUUAUUCUGGAUUUAUGUGAUCCAACAUCAAAAGUCAUAAGGAAGUUUGCAUUUUGCAUAUGAAUGGAGACUCUGAAUAGGAGAAAAAUGCAGAAAUGAAUGAGAAUUUCAGCACUGUACAUAAGACUUGCAAAUAAGGUUAUGCGAUGGACUUACAUGCUAGCUUUUUUUCAUCGGUGGAACUGGGUUCAUAUUGAAGGAAGGUCACAUAUGAAAUAAGAUUAAAUAUCAAGCUGUAAGUGAAGUUUUAUUCCAAAUAACAGAAAAUCAACAUACACUUUGGCAAAGCUGUUACGAUCAAUUCAGGAGAAGUAAACAUUGGAUCUUGGCAACGGGGCAAUUGUAAUAGGAUGGAACAUUGAUUGCCUGAUGUAGGGGAGACUUCCAUUAACGUUCCAGUGAGAAAACGGAGAGAGAGAAAGUCAGCAUCGGGAAUAGAAAAUUACCAUAAAGUUUAUUUAAAAUGCUUAUGAAGAUGCAAUUCUAUUCUUAAAAUUAAAAAAAAAAUCAGGUCAUCUUGAAGAUACCAAGGUUUAGUUUAGCUUUUACUGUAUAACAUUUAAUAUUUGCAAAUAAAUAUAAAAGUAAUACACUUUUCAUCACUUAGCAUUCUCCAUCAAUUAUUAUUAGUUCAGCUCAAAUAAAAAAAAAUCUUAAUAGUUGUCAGCCUCUUGAUAUUAUUUGUAACAAAGCUGUGGACAGCAAAUCCAAGACUGAAAAUAACUCGCUCAUAAAUGUUAAAGAGGACACUAAAGGUUACUCAGAGCCUAUAUAGAAUGUACUCGGUGUUUUAUUAUUUUUCCUGAAAACAGAGUCAAGGGAUGUUCUGUUCUAUGAAAUGGUUGGAUUGCUCCACAUUUCAAGCUACUAAUCCAAUAAUAACCUUUAACUAUUAUAAGCUUAAUUAAACUAUUGUUAAAAUCAUCAUUUACAAUGCAUUGAUAGAGCUUAAGAAAUGCUUUAAAGUUACAGAUUUUCACAUAUUUAUUUAUUUUUCAUAUCUGUCACAAACUCUUAGAAAUAAUAUAUGAAAAACUAUAGAAUAUAUUUAGGAUUGAUUUAAAAUAACACGAAUCUGGAAUUCCUAAAUCCCUAUCCUAUUACUUUUGGCUGUUAAUAAAGCUAAAUAACAUCGUAAGUACCACCACACAAUAUGUGAUAUUAGGAAGAUAUAUCUGCAUGUGCUGCCAGUGAGGACGCAUAUUUAGGAUGCACACUCCAAUCCAAAUCACACAGCUGAUCUGUUAAAAUGGCUUAAUAAUAUACAGGCUACCAGCUUCUACAUCUAUAGAUAAAUCAGAGCCUACAAUUAUGACUUUCCAACCUAUCUUUAGAGUCAGAAAAUUUUGAAAAAUCUGUGCAAACUAAGAUAUAUCGGAAGCUUUGCUUGAAUAAAGUUCUAGCGCAGGUCCUGACAAGGUAGAAACCAGAGCCUUAGUCAAUAGUAACAUGCCUCAAUAAAUCACUAAACACAUUAAUAAACAUGCACAGCAUUUCACUUUCCAGCAAGUGUUCUAAAAGAAGAUGGUAUGAAAUAUCUGAAACCUGCUUUUCAAACUUUUUCAGAAGGGAACAAAGAACACAUUUGUUGCUGAUUAAAAUGGCUUGGAAGGUAAUAUUGCAAACUUGUUGGAAUCUAUAGUACAUAUUGUGCAAAGCUUCAUUUAUAUUGCAGGGUUUAUAACAAUGCCACAUUCUCUUUACCAUUAAAACAGAACAAGACAAAGUUAAGGUCAAGAGGCAUUUCCAGAGCCAACUAAAAAUUCCUAGUAUAAUCCUACUGGCAUUACCAUGCUUGCAUAACAAUCAUUGUUCUCGUUUUGAAUGUAAAUAACCUCCAUUAGCACAAAGUGGAAUAGCAUCCCAUCACAACUGAAGUUGAAUAAUCAUUUUGACAGUUAGUAGCAUGUCCUUGGCAUAUUCUACUUAAGAGGUUUGACUGAGUGGUUUGGACCUUCUCAGUUAAAUGUCACAAAGAUGAAAUAUCUGGAGAGUAUUUCGCUAUUUAGGAUUAUCAUUUGGCAACCUAAUUUUGAAAACUAACGAACUGGAUCCCAACAUCAGAGGAUUUUGAUCCAAUCCAGUGUAUUUAUUUGGCACCUAAAUUUGGUUGUGCUCACAACUGAUCCCCCUUUUCUUGUGAUUAGAUCUUGAAUUCCAGAGUUGACCAAGUAGCUACUGUUAAGUUUAAGGGUCCUAACUCCAUCAUGAAGGUAUAAUUGGUGUCCUUGUUGGGAUCCAGCCUUGUCACAGCCAGUGUGGGCAGAGUGGUAUUUGCAUCCAAUAAGGCAGAGCAGCCAUGUUAUCUGGUUUGUUUGAAUAAUAACAAGCAAGCUGUUCUUCAAGUGAAUUUGGACAGAGCUGCAUAGUUUUAUGAGUCACAAAAUUUUGUUUUAGAUUCAACAGUGCACAUCAGUGUGUGUGAUGUUGCAGCUCUCAAAUAUUUCUUAAAGAGAAUAUUUGCAACAGCAUGGAGAAAAGGCAAAGCAACACUUUCUUUAAAAAGAAAAAAAGGGAAAGCUAGUUUAGUGCAUACUGAAGAUCACUUAACACAGAUUAGUUACCCCAACACCCUUUAACUAUUCUGUCAGGAUAUGGAUUAGUGGGUUUUUUCUGUCUUUUCAGAGCUUUCUGAACCAUGGUCUGAGGAUAUAAAUCAGUGCAAACCUUUGUGAGGACAGAACCAGGGUGGGUUGUUUUCUGUGUGCAUGAGUUCUUCUGGUUUGCUUAACACUGGAUAUAAGGUUAUGAUCUAUCAUUAUUCAGAAACCUUGGAUUGAAUCAAGAUGUGCCCAUCCACAAUUGGAAAGAUUUUCCCCAACAUAUAGUGCAAGAUCUUUCCAUGAAAAAAGGAAACUGAAAUCAAUGGUAUGUUUCUGUUAGGCUUUUGUUGGAAUUUCACGACGUCUUAAGAUGUGUGCUUGUGUUGAGCAAAGUCUUUCCUUAUUUUUUGCACAAUAGUUUGUAAAACUGCCCACAUUUCUAUAACUGACUUGUCUCCGGAUCCAACCCUUUCUCUGUGCAAUGUGUUGAACACAUUUAGGUUUUUUGCAGUGAAGGACCAAUAUAUGCCUCCAAAAAGAUGAUGGAGGAAUAUAAUUUUUAAAAAAAAAAAAAAAUCAGGUCAACCUCAUUUUAUUAAUUCCUUACAGAUUUUGCAAAAGUGCGUAUUGUGAAGUCAUGGAUGACUUUUGUGGAAAACGAAAGCAGCUAAUGACAGCAAAUUUCAAGAUGCUAUUUUACAAGGGAUUUUACUUGAAUAACUUAAUGGUACUUAUUUCACUGCAAGUUUGCUUUAGAUCUAUAUUUAAUACAGAUGUGCCAUAACAUAUAUACUUUCUCUUUUGAAUUGGGUGAGGCUUUCCAGACUAGACUCUAUAUGUUAUAUCAAAAAGCUACUUUUGUAUUAUUUCAGCUUUUUGGUAAAAGAGUUUGAGAACUGCAUAAUAGUUUCCCCUACAUCACUAGUAAUUUCAUCCAACUGUAUUUUUAAAAGAAGCCAUGUAAAAAUAAUUAUUAAACAUAUUUAAGUCCUAGGAACUCAGAAACUUCAGGCUUCUUAUUGGGCAAAGAUAUCCCUUUGCUGGCUCGGUCAUGGGUUGAGAUUAUGUAUAUUUUGAUGUGAACAUCAACAGAAUCUUGUGUGUUUGUAAUCUGGCUGAAGGUUUAUAAAAUGUAAUAUGUAUCUUAUGUGUCCUAUAGAUGUAUACCCUUGUCCUUUUUAUAUAUAUAUAUU